GUGUCAACAUUUGUCAGGAUGGGCCUUUUGCAAGGUGUGUUAGUUUUGGUUGUGAUUGUGGCGUUUGACCAGAAGAAUGCAUGGGGAAGUUUGAUCGGUGAGGACUCUGCCUCUAGGGUGCUCCUCUUUGAAUAUGAACUACAGGACUGCAAUAGUGUGCUGAUGAUGACUGAGGAUGAGCUUGUCUACACAUUUGCUCUUACCUACACUCCUGAGGUGUUCGCUGGAACUCCGAUUACCCGUACCAAUGGGGCUGUUGUUGGUGUUCAAUGCCACUAUCAAAGGGUCUACAAUGUGAGCAGUAGUGCUUUGAGGCCAACUUGGGUCCCUUAUGCCUCAACGGCGGUUGGCGAGGAAGUCUUGCUGUUCUCCCUGAAGCUCAUGAUGGAUGACUGGUCCUAUCAGAGGCCUUCAAACUUGUACUUCCUGGGUGAUGUUAUUAAUAUUGAGGCAUCUGUGAAGGUGUACAACCACGUCCCACUGCGUGUGUUUGUGGACAGCUGUGUGGCCACCCAAGUACCUGAUGUGAAUGCUCUUCUGAGAUAUUCCUUCAUUGAGAACCAUGGGUAAAGUCACUUUAUUCUAUAGUUGUUUGUUCUGUGACCAC
Messenger RNA from Sinocyclocheilus rhinocerous, 607 nucleotides. RefSeq names its product zona pellucida sperm-binding protein 3-like. Bases 19 to 570 code for a protein of 183 amino acids. Gene Ontology annotation, biological process: binding of sperm to zona pellucida; positive regulation of acrosome reaction; egg coat formation. The record is from RefSeq and is a predicted model, not a curated record. Gene Ontology annotation, molecular function: acrosin binding. The transcript is spliced from 4 exons. NCBI's taxonomy places the organism in Eukaryota, Metazoa, Chordata, Actinopteri, Cypriniformes, Cyprinidae. Gene Ontology annotation, cellular component: extracellular matrix.